UGCACAAAUGAUUUUUUCAAAUAGCAUAAAAAACUUAAUAAACUUCAAGUAGACUUAAAAAUUAAAAAUAUAUAUUAGUAAACUUGUUAGAUUAAAAUUAAGCUGUAAGAUUAAAUCAUAAAUUGAGUAAACAUUCGAGAUUAAAACAACAUUUCAAACAAUAUCCUCUCGUUUUACUUGGGUUAUUUGAAUAAAAUAAACAUAUUGCAUAUUAUAACAUAUUCAAAUCUUCUAUAUUCAAAAAUAUAAAACUUUUAACUAAAAAAAAAAUAAUAAUAAGUCGAUGACAGCUUUCAUGGACUGUCAGUGAACCAUUCGACACAGUUGUUUUCAGCAGAUAGAUUGAGAGGAGCUUUUGCAGAGUAUGCGGGCAGAGCAAAACGAAAAGUGUCUAAAUAUAUCACACUGGCUAUGUGUGCAUGUGUUAUAUUAGCGCGCUUGAAUGUUAGAUCAUCUAGGAUAGCGCGACAAUAAUAUUGACAAUAAUAAACAAACGCAAACUUAACUUUUAUCUAUUUUAAUAGAAAAUUCUUAUAAUUAAAUAUUUACUUUUAAACAUAUGAGAAUUCCGUAUUAUAUAUUCUCUUGUACUAUUUACUAGUCACAUUGCUAUUAGAACGAUCCUCUUUUAGAAUGGCCGAGAAAUGCUACUUUUAUACGUCACAGUUGCAUUUAUGCCCAAUAUUUUGGGAUUUCCGAGGAAGAUACCGAUCGGAGGCUUGUUCGACAGCAACGAGAUUAUUCAAAAAGGAUUUGAAAUGUCAAUCGAAGCAAUAAAUAAAAAUAUCACUACUAUCAAGCGCGCAAGGGGCGUGUCGUUAAAAUCCAGAGCAGAAAAAAUCAACAAGAAUGCAUUUCAAGUAGCAAAGAUAGCGUGCGAGCUGGUAAACGACAGAGUGGCCGGAAUUUUCGGUCCUCAAGAUAAAUCGACAGCAAGCUACGUUCAAAGUAUGUGCGAUACCCUGGACAUACCUUACAUUGCUGCCAGAUGGGAUCCUGAACUAAAACGUGGCAAUGUAAUAAAUCUGUAUCCACACCCCAACGCCCUUUCCAUGUUUUUUCAAGAAUUAAUAGAAGAAUACAAAUGGAAAGAAUAUGCGAUACUUUACGACAACGUGGAUGGCCUGAUGCGCAUGAACCGCUUGCUCAAAUUGCCAAACAUGAAUACUAUUUCCGCAAUGGUGUUCCAUUUAGGUAGUGGACCGAAUUUUAGGCAAACCAUAAAAGAAGUCAAAAUGUUUGGAUAUAAAAAUAUCAUAAUCGAUUGUUCAUACGAUAUUCUUGCAUCUGUUCUCAAACAAGCACUACAAGUCGGAAUAAUGUCAGAAAAAUAUAGAGUGAUUGUUACUUCUCUGGACCUGCAAACAUUGGAUUUAGAACCUUACCGACACUCCGGAGUAAAUUUAACGGGCAUACGUUUAAUCGACCCAGAAAAUCUAAUUGUCCAACGUACUCUUCAAUCUCUUAAUUGGAACUUGACAGAUGGUUCUCACUUAAGGGUGGAAGCGGCGCUCGCUUAUGAUGCAGUACAACUUUUCGCGAGCAGUUAUGCGCGAUUACGCGGCAGCGUCACUGGAAAUCUCAUAAAAUUGUCUUGCAACGACACAAAAAUUUGGGGACACGGUUUCAGCUUAAGUAAUUAUAUGCGGAAUGAGCAAAUACACGGAUUGACCGGUAUGAUAAAAUUUGACACGGCUGGGUUCCGAAGUGAAUUUCAACUAGACAUCAUAAAUCUAGGAUAUAAAGGAUUAUAUAAAGUCGGAAGAUGGGAGCCAAAUUCGGGUUUUCAAUGGAAACCGGGAUACAGAAUCCCCGGAAUAGAUGAUAACAAGAGUUUACGCAAUCAGCAUUUUAUUAUCCUGAUAUCACUAACAGAUCCGUAUGGGAUGCUUAAAGAAUCAACGGAUGUAAUAACUGGAAAUGAGCGGUAUGAAGGUUUCGCGAUAGAUAUAAUUCAGGAAAUGAGCAUGUUGCUGGGGUUUAAUUACACUUUUGAAGUUCAGACCGACAAUGCUUACGGAUCGUUUAAUAAUGUAACUAAGAAAUGGAACGGAAUGUUAGGAAAAAUAAUCGCUCAUGAGGCGGAUUUAGCAAUUACUGAUCUGACGAUCACGGCGGCGAGGCAAAGCGCUGUAGAUUUUACAGAUCCAUUUAUGAACUUAGGUAUAAGCGUUCUCUAUAGGACGCCAACAAAGGCCCCUCCAGGUUUACUAUCCUUUUUAGGGCCGUUUUCGAAUGAAGUUUGGGUGCAUAUGAUCGGAGCGUAUGUCGGCGUAUCAGCAUUGUUAUUCGUAAUCGGAAAAUUGUGUCCCGUAGAAUGGAAGAAUCCAUAUCCGUGCAUCAAAGAGCCAGAGGUAUUGGAAACGCCCUAUACUUUUAUGGAAACUCCGUUUCUCGUGAUUGGGGCCAUCCUGAAGGCUGCUACCGGAUUUGCACCCGCAGGAAUUUCAACAAGAGCUUUGGCUGUUGCGUGGUGGUUUUUCAUUCUGAUCAUUUCGGCAACGUAUGUCGCCAAUUUGGCAGCCGCGUUAUCCUUCAAAUCCGUUGUGUGGGACUUUCAAGUUGCGGAAGAAUUAGCUUACCAAAAAAAAAUUAAAUACGGCGCAAAAAUUAACGGCUCGACAUUGUCAUUCUUUCAGGAUUCCACAUAUGAACCGUACGAGAUUAUGUAUAGAUAUAUGAAAAAUCAUGAAAAAGAAGUGCUUGUGGAAGAUAAUGAGGAUGGCGUACGAAAAGUGCAAAACGAAAAUUACGCCUUUCUCAUGGAAUCUUCGUCGAUUGAGUAUAUUAAACAAAGACAGUGUAAUGUAACGCAGAUUGGUGGACUUUUAGACGCCAAAGGGUACGGGAUAGCAAUGAGGAAAGAUGCACCUUAUCGAAAGGAUCUGAGUAAAGCCAUACUAAAGCUGCAGGAAAACGGCAAGCUUGGCGAGUUACAAAACAUAUGGUGGAAACAGAAGCGAGGCGGUAAUAAAUGCGACGAACCAGUACAAGUCACAGUGGAAGCAUUAGAUUUCGAGGACGUCGGUGGAGUAUUUACUAUUAUGAUAAGUGGCAUUGCAUUGUCUUGGAUUUUUGCUGGAUGGGCAUUUCUUUGGAAUAUCCGAAACAUUGCAGUCAGACAUGACGUGAUUAUAUUUUUAAUGACUGAAUUUUUACAUUUACUUUACAGAAUUAUUUUAAAAGCUACAAAAAUUGUGUGCUUACAGAUAUCUUUUAAAAGAGAGCUAAUGGAAGAAUUAAGAUUCUUAAUCAAAUGUAGCAGCACGAAGAUCGUAAAAAGAAGAAAAAAAUCCAUCGGAACGAUUAAAAGCAAUAGCACCAGUUACUAAUAAAUAUAUGUCAUUUCCGCAGCAGUUGUGUAACAAAAUUAAACCAAAUAAAAUAGAAAUCACCACAAA
This is a messenger RNA of Monomorium pharaonis (pharaoh ant), 3401 nucleotides long. Its product is annotated as glutamate receptor ionotropic, kainate 2. Gene Ontology annotation, cellular component: postsynaptic membrane; plasma membrane. Gene Ontology annotation, biological process: synaptic transmission, glutamatergic; modulation of chemical synaptic transmission. Gene Ontology annotation, molecular function: glutamate-gated receptor activity; transmitter-gated monoatomic ion channel activity involved in regulation of postsynaptic membrane potential. The record is from RefSeq and is a predicted model, not a curated record. The coding region runs from base 645 to 3332 and encodes 895 amino acids. The transcript has 14 exons. Lineage: Eukaryota; Metazoa; Arthropoda; Insecta; Hymenoptera; Formicidae.